Messenger RNA from Megalops cyprinoides (Indo-Pacific tarpon), 1976 nucleotides. RefSeq names its product SAS-6 centriolar assembly protein (gene sass6). NCBI's taxonomy places the organism in Eukaryota, Metazoa, Chordata, Actinopteri, Elopiformes, Megalopidae. Gene Ontology annotation, biological process: centriole replication. The transcript is spliced from 17 exons. Bases 1 to 1935 code for a protein of 644 amino acids. Gene Ontology annotation, cellular component: centriole; centrosome. The record is from RefSeq and is a predicted model, not a curated record.
AUGACGGAAACACUUUUCAACAAGACUUUACAAGUACAAGUGAAAUGUAAAGAUUGCGAGGACAGGCGUACCAACAUCCGAGUCUGUAUUGAACUCCAGUUGACUAUAAAUCCGGUGCAUAAAAGGGAUUUAGUGGUACGCUUGACGGACGAUUCCGACCUGUAUUUUCUCUAUAACCUUUCCAUUUCAGAAGAGGAUUUCCAAAGCUUGAAAGUACAACAGGGUCUGCUGGUAGACUUUUCAGCCUUUCCACAGAAGUUUAUAGACUUGUUAAACCAUUGCAUCUCAGAACAAGACAAAGACACCCCAAGGUUUUUGCUGCAGCUUUCAUCUCCGUCCUCAGUAUUAGACCACAGCCCUGCCAGUCUGAACAUUGUAGAGACCAAUGCCUUCAAACAUCUCACACACCUGUCUCUAAAGCUCCUUCAUGGCACGGAUGUGGAGAUCAAGAAGUACCUGGCCGUCUGUUUGUCGAAUGUGAAGGAAGAGAACAAGUUACUGGAACAGAAGCUAAGGAGGACAGAGGAGGAUUUGUCCAGGCAGCUCAGCUACACUCAGCAGACCCUGUCAGAGAAGAGCAGGGAGCUGGACAAACUGCGGUCAGAAUGGACGUCCCAAACGACAACCCUGUCAAACCAGCACUGUCAGGACCUUACAGCGGAGCGAGAGAAGGCACUUGAGCUUCAGACCAGGCUCCAGCAGCAGAACGAGCAGCUGCGUAGGGAGCUGGAGACCGCCCACCUGAAGAGCACGCAGCAGCUUCAGAGCAGGCUGGACGAGCUGGAGGCCGCCAACAGGGAGCUCACCGACAGGAAGUACAAGAGCGACUCCGCCAUCCGCGACCUCAAGGCCAAACUCACAGGGCUGGAGGAGGAGUCUCAUCGAGCAAAGCAGCAGGUGCUGUCUCUGCGGAGAGAAAACGGCACGCUGGACUCGGAAUGCCACGAGCGGGAGAGGCUGGUCAACCAGCUGCAGACGCGCGUGGCUGUCCUGGAGCAGGAGAUCAAAGACAAGGACCAGCUGGUCCUCCGCACCAAAGAAGUGCUGGAGGCCACACAGCAGCAGAAGAACUCCAUUGAAGGAAGUGCAGAAAAUAAACAGCUGCAGAUAGAAAAGCUGGAAGCCACAGUGAAAUCGCUGUCUGAAGAGCUCAUCAAGGCGAACGCGAUCAUCAAGAAGCUGCAGGGGGAGACGAAGGCGCUGGUGGGAAAGAUCAAGAUGAAGAACACGGUGACGGUGUCGCAGGAGAAGGUCCUGCAGGAGACGGCGGAGCGGCUGCGCGAGGAGCAGAGGGAGCUGCAGGAGACGCGGCAGCAGCUGAAGCAGAGAGAGGAGGAGGUUUCAAAACUGCAGGAGCAGUUGGAAGCCACGUUCCAAAAGUUAGAGGAAAGCCGAGAGGUGCUCAAAACCAACGAGAAUGUUAUCACUUGGUUGAACAAGCAGCUGAACGAGACCCAGCUGACUCGGAAGCAAGAGACUGUAGGAGCGUUUGAGACUCCGCCUACCCUCUCGUCCGCCGCAGGGGUGCGGGUGGGCGGCUCCUAUAACACAGCGGCUUACCCCGUCACCUCCACGCUAAACUCCAAGCUGUCCUUCCCUCUGUCCUGUGUGGGCUCGGGCGCUCGGCCUGCCUUCACACUGCACAACCAAGGCUCUGGACCCAAGGUCCAGUUUAACCCACACAGUAAACCUGGUCUGUCCUCUGGGGAGGUGGGGGACGGGAGUCCAGAACAGCACACGCGCACUUCUAACAAAGAGAACGGGGAGCCCCCAGGGCUGGAGUCGAAGUACUUUGAGAGGCGAGACGACAGCAUCCCCCUGCGCGGCCUCCUGCCCAGCAUGCACUUCAACAGAGAUAUGUCCAAGGCGUCUCAGAACACCGGCCCUGUGAAGCCCGGGCUGCACUCCGCCCCCUCCGCAUACUUCCCAGGCUGAGACACCCGAGGAGCUUCCCACGGACCCCACUCUGCACGAAU